AUGGCGGAGAAACAUCCAGCUUCCCCUGCAGAAACAACAUGGAAGGACCGAGCCGAAACGGUGAUCAUUGGAGGGGGCUGCGUGGGGGUGAGCCUGGCCUACCACCUGGCCAAGGCAGGCAUGAGGGACGUGGUCCUGCUGGAGAAGUCGGAGCUCACGGCCGGCUCCACCUGGCACGCAGCAGGUUUAACCACUUACUUUCAUCCUGGAAUAAAUUUGAAGAAAAUACAUUAUGACAGCAUCAAGCUUUAUGAGACACUUGAAGAAGAGACUGGGCAGGCCGUAGGAUUCCACCAGCCCGGCAGCGUCCGCAUCGCCACAACGCCUGUGAGGGUGGAUGAGUUUAAGUAUCAGAUGACACGCAACGGCUGGCAUGCGACAGAGCAGUACAUCAUUGGGCCCGAGAAGGUCCAGGAGAUGUUCCCUUUACUCAACAUGGACAAGGUGUUGGCUGGCCUCUAUAACCCCGGAGAUGGUCACAUCGACCCAUACUCGCUGACCAUGGCCCUGGCCGCUGGGGCCAGGAAGUACGGGGCCCUUUUGAAGUACCCUGCCCCGGUAACUUCGCUGACACUGAGAUCUGAUGGUUUGUGGGACGUGGAAACUCCUCAGGGCUCGGUGAAGGCCAAGCGCGUCGUCAAUGCCGCAGGGUUCUGGGCACGCGAAGUGGGCAAGAUGAUCGGCCUGCAGCACCCUCUCAUCCCUGUCCAGCAUCAGUACCUCGUCACGGCCACCAUCCCUGAGGUGAAGGCUCUGAAACGAGAGCUCGCCGUGCUCCGGGACCUGGAAGGGUCUUACUACGUCCGGCAGGAACGGGACGGCCUCCUGCUGGGCCCGUACGAAAGCCAGGAGAAAAUGAAACUUCAGGACACCUGGGUCACCAGCGGAGUCCCUCCAGGUUUCGGGAAGGAGCUCUUUGAGGCUGACCUGGACCGGCUGGCAAAGCACCUGGAAAUGGCCAUGGAGAUGAUCCCGGCCCUGAAGCAGGCCGACAUCGUCAAUGUGGUCAACGGCCCCAUCACCUAUACGCCUGACAUCCUGCCCAUGGUGGGGCCCCACCAAGGGGUCCGCAACUAUUGGGUGGCCGUGGGCUUUGGCUAUGGCAUCAUCCAUGCUGGCGGCGUCGGGAAGUUCCUCAGCGAGUGGAUCCUGCACGGGGAGCCUCCUUUCGAUCUGAUAGAAUUGGACCCCAAUCGCUACGGCAGCUGGACCACCCCUCAGUACACCGAGGCCAAAGCCAGGGAGUCCUAUGGCUUCAACAACGUGGUCGGCUAUCCUAAAGAGGAGCGCUUUGCUGGGCGGCCGACGCAGCGCGUCAGCGGCCUGUACGACAUCCUGCGGUCCAAGUGCUCCAUGGGCUUCCACGCAGGCUGGGAGCAGCCACAUUGGUUCUACAGAGCUGGCCAGGACACCCAGUACAGGCCGAGUUUCAGGCGCACCAAUUGGUUUGAGUCUGUAGGCUGUGAGUACAAACAGGUUAUGCAAAGAGUAGGGGUGAUCGACCUGUCGCCCUUCGGCAAGUUCAGCGUCAAAGGCCCGGACUCCGUCACACUGCUGGACCACCUGUUUGCUAACAUCAUCCCCAAGGUGGGUUUCACCAACAUAAGUCACAUGCUGACACCAAGAGGCCGGGUGUAUGCCGAACUGACAGUCUCCCACCAGGCCCCUGGGGAGUUUCUGCUGGUGACUGGUUCCGGGUCAGAGCUUCACGACCUCAGAUGGAUGGAAGAAGCGGUGGUCAGAGGUGGCUAUGAUGUGCAAAUCCACAACCUCACCGAGGAGCUGGGGGUCCUGGGCGUGGCCGGGCCUCUGGCCAGGCAGGUCCUGCAGAAACUGACGGUGGAGGAUCUCAGCGAGGACGCCUUCAAGUUCCUCCAGAGCAGGCAGCUCCAGGUCGCUGGCAUUCCUGUGACGGCCAUUAGGAUCUCUUACACUGGUGAGCUGGGCUGGGAGCUGUUCCACCGGCGGGAGGAGUCCUCAGCCCUCUAUCACGCCAUCAUGGAUGCCGGCCAGGAGGAGGCCAUUGACAACUUCGGGACAUUCGCCCUGAAUGCCCUGCGGCUGGAGAAGGCUUUCCGCGCCUGGGGCUCAGAGAUGAACUGUGAUACAAAUCCUUUGGAAGCUGGGCUGGAGUAUUUCAUCAAGCUGGACAAGCCUGCAGACUUCACAGGAAAGCACGCCCUGAAACAGAUUAAAGCCACGGGGCUGAAACGGAGACUGGUCUGCCUCACCUUGGCCACGGACGACGUUGAUCCAGAGGGAAAUGAGAGCAUCUGGUACAAGGGCAAGGUGGUCGGCAACACGACAUCCGGGGGCUACAGCUAUGGCAUCGGCAAGAGCCUGGCCUUCGCCUACGUCCCUGUGGCGCUGGCCUCGGUGGGCCAGCAGGUGGAGGUGGAGCUGCUGGGCCAGAACUACCCCGCGAUUGUCACACAGGAGCCGCUGGUGCUGCCGGAGCCCGUCAGGAGCCGGCGGCAGAAGCAGGGCGGGAAGAGCAUGGGCUGA
This is a messenger RNA of Ochotona curzoniae (black-lipped pika), 2505 nucleotides long. RefSeq names its product dimethylglycine dehydrogenase (gene DMGDH). Bases 1 to 2505 code for a protein of 834 amino acids. The record is from RefSeq and is a predicted model, not a curated record. NCBI's taxonomy places the organism in Eukaryota, Metazoa, Chordata, Mammalia, Lagomorpha, Ochotonidae. Gene Ontology annotation, cellular component: mitochondrion. Gene Ontology annotation, molecular function: oxidoreductase activity; protein binding. The transcript is spliced from 16 exons.